This is a messenger RNA of Bombina bombina (fire-bellied toad), 1142 nucleotides long. RefSeq lists its product as uncharacterized. The transcript is spliced from 5 exons. The coding region runs from base 46 to 747 and encodes 233 amino acids. Lineage: Eukaryota; Metazoa; Chordata; Amphibia; Anura; Bombinatoridae. The record is from RefSeq and is a predicted model, not a curated record.
UUCCCUAUCCGGGAUUCACAGCCAUGGAGAGGCAUCAAAGCAGUGAUGGGGAAUGUGUCUUACUCGUCUGGGAACACAGAGCCCUUCCGCACCUUGCUUGAGCUCAGGGUCAGUGACACUGGAACCUGCUGGCCUGAGAAUUGUGCUGAAAAACCCAGCAAGGGGACAGAAAAAGACCUGGGCUUUACAGUCACCAAGCCCGGACAUUACCUGAUGGUGGUCUGGCUAAAGCUGGGAGAGAAAAUAAAGCCUUUUCAGAGGAAGGUUUGUCUGCCCCGUCUCAUAGUCUCUGCUUCGCCCAGCGUCCUUAUCACCUUAGACAUUAACACCACAAUACACUGCCAGACAAGCUGCCGCAUCACCAAUGGCGUCCUUCAGUGGAAACACGACAGAGAAAUCCGAGCUGAGAGGCAGGAGGAUAGCCUGCCCUUAGAUGUGACCCCUCAUCUAGUGAAUAUGGGGAUCUGGACCUGCAUCCUCAGCAUCGACAAACAGACAAAGAUGUCAGAGAACAUCACACUGGAAAUCAAGCCUCUCGUCACGUUGGGUUCUGGCAUGCCUUUUUGGUUGAUUGUUGGAGCCAGCAUCUUCCUACUUGUGGUUGUGGUGUUGUCCAUCUGUCUUCUAAGGUCCCAUUGCCGCAGAAAGAGACUUGCACGGCGCAGGGUGUGGCUUCUACAGAGUUUACGUCAGCACAGGACAUGUAAAUGUAAAAGAUUCUCACCAGAACUGAGAGAAAUAUACUGACCCACUCCCCUGCAGAGCAUUGCAUCAGUAACCUACAGAGCUGCAGAGCAUUGCUGCAAUAACGUCUCUGAUGAACAGAAAAUCACUAAUACAUUCCCUUAUUCUAAUGCCUAUUAAUCUCAAAGAACUGCAGAGCACCACACCAGUAACCUACAGAGCUGCAGAAUAUUGCAUCAAUAUCAUUCAGGACUGCAGAACAAUACACCAAUGCCCCCAUGCUUGCAGAGCCUAUGUGCAACCUGUACUUUGCCUGUUUCUGAGCAUCUGGGAAUGACAUCAAGCCUAUAAUGUGUUUGUACCCUUGUACCCCUUAGUCUGCUGGUGUUUUAUUUACAUGCUGAAUGUACCUCUUCUUGUUCCUUGUUAUUACUCAAAUAAAGUCUGUGAUCCCUUAA